AUGAAGUUAUCCCAGAUCCUCAGCACCGCUGCACUAUGCAGCUUUGCAAUUGCAAGUCCCAUUCCUGGCAAUGAAAUUGCUGAGAGAGAGGCGAAUCCCGUUUCGCCUCCUGGCUACGGGGUCAAGUACAUCUUGGAAGACGAUCUUGACAAGCGUGAGCCCCAGAGAAACACGUAUGGCAAGGCCUAUACUCUCAAGAUGAAGGAUGAUGGUUUUGAGAAGCGCGAUCCUCAGAAUACAUAUGGCAAGGCUUACACACUGAAGAUGAAGGACGAUGGUUUCGAGAAGCGUGACCCUCAGAAUGCAUAUGGCAGGGCUUACACCUUGAAGAUGGAGGAUGACGGCAUUGAGGAGCGUGCGGCUGAAAGUGAGGCUUAA
Molecule: messenger RNA, 378 nt
Organism: Fusarium mangiferae
Lineage: Eukaryota; Fungi; Ascomycota; Sordariomycetes; Hypocreales; Nectriaceae
Exons: 2
Coding region: 1-378 (125 amino acids)
Source: RefSeq, a predicted model, not a curated record